AUGAGCAAACAAUUUAAGUAUUAACACUUUAAUUAGGAUAAUACAAUUCCAGAGGAACAAUGUUAGAUUAAAAAGCUUAGUAUUUAGGAGGCUCUUGAGUAAGUAGGUAGUUAGCAUACUUACUAAAAGAGAUUUUUUUUAUUUUCUGGGUUUGUAUCAUUAUUUGGUGCAACUUGCAUUCUGUCUCCAAUAUUCACUUACGAAAAACCUUCCUUUCACUGCCCUCUAGAAAUUAAAAGUGAUGAAUGUGAAAAUUGGGUAUGCUAAUAACCUGAACCAAGCUAAUAUUUUUCCUCUUAACCAAAAUCUUUUAUUAUGUAAUUUAAUCCACCGCUAUUGUGCGACAGAUAAUAUAUUGCUGAUUUACUAAUAGCUAUUAACUAUGCAGGUAGUGCUUUAGGUUUUAUUGCUUCUCUUUACAUAGCAGAUAAUAUCGGUAGAAAAUUUGCUACAGUAUUGUUUUGGAUCUUAGCUGGAGUUGGUGCUCUUGUUUCUUCCAUUUUUAGUGAUGAUAUAGUACUAAGCGUUUUUGGAUUUGCACUCUCAUAAUUUGGAGCUAAUUCUACCAUUAAUAUAAUUUUUUGCAUGAUUAAUGAUCAUUCCUUAGGAAAAUUUAGACAGUACACUAUGGCAGCAAUAAGUCCUUUUUAUGGAUUAGGUGGUUCUUUACUGGUUUUAUUUAAAUUUAUAUCAGAAGAUUACAAAGUUAUGAUGCUUUUUAUUGGAAUUCCCAUCUUAAUAUCUUGUUUAUAUCUGUAAAAAAUAUAAGAUCCUCCUUUAUUUCUAUAUGAAAAAGAUAAAUUAAAAACAGUAGAAGUUUUGAAUUACAUAGCUCAAAUAAACAAAAGAGAUACUAUUACUAAAGAAUAACUACAAGAUAAACAAAUAGAAGUAAAUAAAAAUAGAAUUUAUGGGAUAAGAGAUCUUUUUGUUUUUCCUUCAUUGAGAUUAAACUCUAUUUUCUCAGGUCUAAUUCUUUUUUUCAUUCAAAUAUCUUAUUAUGGUUCCAAUCUGACUCUUUCGUAGUUUGGUUUUGAUAUAAAAUCAAAUGCUUUAGCUACCUCUAUUGCUGAUACAAUAGGAUAUAUUGCUAUAAUUCCUUUUGUCCCUUAUUUUAAAAGAAAAUAUAGCUGCAUAAUUUCAGGUUUAAUUUUCAGCUGUAUUAUGAUUUCUUUUAACUUUAUAUAAAUACCUUAAGAUUGCUCAGAUGUUUGCUAUGAAAAAACUAUGUAAGCUAUUUUAGUGGCUCUAGCAAGAUUUUUCUUGAGUUUUGAAUGGGGAAUAGCUUUUAUUUACUUUACAGAGAUGUUUCCAAUUACUGUAAGAACAGUUGGAUUAGGUUUUGCUUCUUUUGUUGGUGAAUUUGGAAGUAUUCUCUGUAGCUAUUUUAUUUCAUCUUUAAUAAAAUAUGGAGUAAAUCCACUUUUUGGUAUUGGGAUAAUAAGUUUAUUCAGCUUACUUUUAUAUUACCCGAUAGACGAAACUUUUAGUAAGCCUAUAUAAAAUGAGAUAAAAGAAUUAGUUGAAGUUGAAUUGUAAAAAAAAAAAUAAAUUAUUUGA
Tetrahymena thermophila SB210 is the source of this 1560-nucleotide messenger RNA. RefSeq names its product MFS transporter. The record is from RefSeq and is a predicted model, not a curated record. Gene Ontology annotation, biological process: transmembrane transport. Lineage: Eukaryota; Ciliophora; Oligohymenophorea; Hymenostomatida; Tetrahymenidae. Gene Ontology annotation, molecular function: transmembrane transporter activity. The transcript has a single exon.